CAUCCAGAGGCUAUUGCAGAAUUGCAAUUUCGUGUCAGUGGAUUGACAUCAGGAUUUACUAUGUUCCCUAGCUGUACUGCUCAAUAUCAGACUAUCCCAUUCUAUAAUCUAAACCAAACUGAAUCAGCGCCGCCCCAGUCUCGCCUCAACAUUCUCAUCUACUUUCUCCCCCUCCUCCAGGUAAGAGGGGGAUAUCAUCACAGAGAGUAAUCGAAAUUGUUGUUCCAACUGUUGGCAGCUUCUUGGUUUUGUCCAGUUUCAUAUGUUGUGUUCUAGGUCGGAAAGCAAGCAAGAAACUAACCAGAAAUGGUAAGCAAAGACGGAAUGCAAUCCCUGCAAUUUGAGUAUAGUAUAAUUGAAGCAGCCACAAACAACUUUGCUGAAGUUAACAUUGGUGAUGGUGGAUUUGGCAGUGUAUACAAGGGUAUACUCCCCAAUCGGAAAGAAAUAGCUGUGAAGAGACUAUCAACAAGCUCUGGUCAAGGCACGGAUGAGCUUCAGAACGAAGUUGAAUUGGUAGCCAAACUUCAGCAUCGGAAUCUUGUGAAGCUAUUUGGAUAUUGUCUCGAAAAGAAAGGGAUGCUUGUCUAUGAGUUUGUGCCCAACAAAAGCCUAGAUCACUUCAUAUUUGAUCCUGAAAAACAAAGACAGUUGGAUUUCCAACGAUACAAAAUCAUUAAAGGGAUUGCUCGAGGAAUUUUGUACCUUCAUUCGGAUUCACGCCUCAGAAUCAUACACCGUGAUCUUAAAGCCGCUAAUAUUUUAUUAGACGAGGACAUGAACCCAAAGAUUUCUGAUUUUGGCAUGGCAAAGCUUGUUGGGGAAAAUAAAAGCCUACAACAUACCAAAAGAAUUGUCGGCACAUAUGGUUACAUGUCUCCGGAAUAUGCAAUGCAUGGACGAUUCUCAGAUAAGUCGGAUGUAUUUAGUUUUGGUGUUUUGAUACUGGAAAUUGUAAGUGGCAAAAGAAAUACAAGUUUCUGUCAUUCUGCGCAUGCCGAUAACCUUCUGACUUAUGCGUGGAGACAUUGGAAAAACGGGACACCACUAGAACUGAUGGAUUCAACCUUACGAGAGUCUUAUGUAAGUGAUGAAGUAGCUAGGUGCAUUCAUAGCUUGUUGUGCGUUCAAGAAAUUCCAGAAGCAAGAUCAACGAUGGCGAGAGUUGUUGUCAUGCUUAGCCGCUCAUCGGGUACUUUACCAUUACCUCAACGACCGGCCUUCUUUUUCGGCACCACGAGUACUGUUUCAUCAUCGCCGGCCACCGUUAACGACACAUCCGUUACUGAGUUAUUCCCUCGGAUGCCUUCCUUUAAGCUAAUUUCCUUUUUGAUUCUGUUUCUCUACUUCUUUGAUCUCUCAGCGGAAGCCAACCCAAGUUUCUUGUACAAUUUCUGUUAUGACAACCACACCACUUUCACAAGAAACAGCACCUAUGCUACCAAUCUCAAUCUCCUCCUCUCUUCUCUCUCCUCCAACGCCCAGCGGAGUGAUGGAUUCUACAACACCACGGUGGGACAACGGCCGCCCGACAGAAUCUAUGGUCUCUUCCUUUGUCGAGGGGAUGUUACCUCUGAUGUUUGUCGAGACUGUGUCACUGCUGCUGCCAGGAAUGCUACUAUAAUUUGUCCCGUGGAGAAGAACUCUGUGAUUUGGUACGAUACGUGCAUGCUACGUUACUCCAAUGAAUCCAUAUUUUCGUUGAUGGAAACCAGGCCCGGCGGGACCGUAUGGGAUAACGACACCGUCACGGAAGAAGAGGACUUUAUCAACAUAGUGGCUUCAUUGGUGAAAGAUGUAGCGAGCGAGGCAGCGGAUGCUCCAUUGGGUGCUACGAAGUUUGCAACCAAAGAGGUGAAUCUUAGUGGCUCUCAAACGUUGUACAGCCUUGCACAGUGCACGCCGGAUAUUUCCGACAUAGGUUGCAGUUUAUGUCUUCAGGAUGCUAUUACACAGUUCUCGGAUUGUUGUCGUCGAAAAGAGGAAGCAACUCGAGCGAGCUCGUUGUUGCCUAGCUGCAAUGUUCAGUAUGGAUUAACCCCAUUUUAUAACAAAAUUGCAGGGGAUCUAUCGCCGAGACAUCCAGGGAAACGGAAGACCUCAUCACAGAAAAUCAUUUACAUUAUUGUUCCAGUUGUUGCUUUCUUGGUGAUUUUGUUUACAUUUUGUUGCUGCAUUAUAAGAAGGAAAGCAAGGAGGAAACCCAAUUUGCUAAAUGAUCAGAAAGAUAAAAGCAUGGCCAGAACCAUGAAUUCUUUACAAUAUGACAUGAGCACAAUCGAACCUGCUACGAACAACUUCUCCGGUGCUAACAUGAUUGGUGUCGGGGGAUUUGGCAGUGUGUAUAAGGGUACACUUUCAGAUGGACAAGAAAUUGCAGUGAAAAGGCUAUCAAGAAGUUCUAAACAAGGAGCAGAAGAAUUCAAGAACGAGGUUGCGUUGGUAGCCAAACUUCAGCACCGGAAUCUCGUAAGAUUGUUGGGGUUUUGCCUCGAAAAAGAUGAGAGGAUUCUCGUCUAUGAAUUCGUCCCCAACAAAAGCCUGGACUACUUCCUAUUUGAUACUGAGAAGCAGAAGCAAUUGGAUUGGCCGACACGUCUCAAGAUAAUCAAAGGAACCGCUCGGGGACUUCUAUAUCUCCAUACAGAUUCAAGGCUCAAGAUUAUACAUCGUGACCUAAAACCGAGUAAUAUCUUGUUGGAUGAGGAUAUGAAUCCCAAAAUAUCAGAUUUUGGGAUGGCUAGAAUUGUUGAAGAAAAUCACAGCCUUGAACAUACCAAGAAGAUUGUUGGGACAUAUGGUUACAUUGCUCCAGAAUAUGCAUUUCAUGGGAUUUUCUCUUUUAAAUCCGAUGUGUAUAGCUUUGGUGUAUUGGCACUGGAAAUAGUAGGUGGUAAAAAAAACUCCAGUUUCUACAAUCCUGACAGUGUUGAGAACCUUAUAAGCCAUGCUUGGAGGUAUUGGAACGAGAGGACGCCGCUGGAGAUGAUGGAUCCAAGUUUAAGAGAUUCUUAUGUGAGUGAUGAAGUCAUUAGGUGCAUUCAGAUCGGUUUGCUUUGCGUCCAACAAAAUCCGAAGUCGAGACCGACGAUGGCGAAAAUUGUUCCAAUGCUUAGCAGUUCUGCUAUUACUUUACCAGCGCCACAACAACCGGCCUUGUGUUUCGGUACUAAGACAAGAGGAAGCACUUCAAGUGCAGAGAUGGGGUUGGAUCAGUCAACAAAGAGGUUCCAAUGCUCAAAUGAUGUAUCUAUCACUGAAUUUUACCCUCGGUAGUAAGUUGAAUCCAUUUUUUUGAAAAGAGAAAUGAAAUAUACUGUCUUCCAUUAAUUUUAUGUAAAGG
Messenger RNA from Hibiscus syriacus, 3343 nucleotides. RefSeq names its product cysteine-rich receptor-like protein kinase 19. Gene Ontology annotation, molecular function: protein kinase activity; ATP binding. The record is from RefSeq and is a predicted model, not a curated record. Lineage: Eukaryota; Viridiplantae; Streptophyta; Magnoliopsida; Malvales; Malvaceae. Gene Ontology annotation, biological process: protein phosphorylation.